AUGCAGUGUUUUCUCCAUACAGUAAACCUCGUAGCGAAAUCGCUCAUUCGCGAGUUUGAUGUAACGAAGAAAGAGGCCGACAAAGCCUUGGAUGAGCCUGAGAAUAGUGGUGAUAGAGCAGAGCAGCUGGAGGUAUUGAGCAAGGGGAUUGAUGCAGAGGAAGCAGUGAUGAUAGCUGAAUAUGGUGUUGGGGAUAACAAUGGUAGGGAUAACGAUGACGGUUGGGUUGACAAAGUCGGAGAGCUUGAUCCUGAUGAACGACUCAUGCUGGAAAAGAGUAUUCUUCCUGUGAAGUUAGCCCUUGUGAAGCUCCGUAAACUGGCCUACAAAGUUAUACAUUCGACGACUAUAGUCCUCCCAGCAUGGCGUGAGAUUCUUGAAGACUUGCAGGCACCUGUUACUCUCAUGCCACAUGAUGUUUCAACCCGCUGGAACUCCACAUUCGAUAUGUUGGAAUAUGCGAUUGAGCAUCGGGAGGCCGUUGAUACUGUGACUCAACAUCGAGAUCUUGGUCUGCGGAAGUUUGAGCUGAAUGAUGAGGAGUGGGCAAUUGCCGAACAACUGAGGAGUGUUCUCAAGGUAAGCACCAGAAAGAUCCGCACAACACAUGGACUAACAAUUGUUUGGUCUAUGUGUCUAUGUAGAUUCUAA
Messenger RNA from Suillus bovinus, 651 nucleotides. RefSeq lists its product as uncharacterized. The record is from RefSeq and is a predicted model, not a curated record. The coding region runs from base 1 to 651 and encodes 216 amino acids. The transcript is spliced from 2 exons. NCBI's taxonomy places the organism in Eukaryota, Fungi, Basidiomycota, Agaricomycetes, Boletales, Suillaceae.